AUGUUGAGAGCACUCAGGAAGGUUCGAUGUCAAGGAAUUUCGGGCCGGUUCUAUUUAUUGCGAUGUCAUCAUCGCUUGCUUGUGGACCUCCACACCGAUUCGAUGAUAUCCCGCCGUUUCAAACCCGUCGUUCAAGUCGAGGACACCGAAGAAUAUCAGUUUGUCUUUGCCAACUUUCGUAUCGCACACGAGAAAGUUGAAGAACAACGUCGACAACUAGAGGAGCAAGAGCAGCAGAUAAUACAACUCCGGGCCCAUGUUCUGCGACUUGAAGGAAACUCGGAGCUUCAGUUCACCGCUGGCGGCAAUUCCAUCGACGACUUUUCCAUCAAAAUCGCGGCAUCUCAGCUUGACAAACUCGUCAACCGCUGGGUAUCGGAUAUAAUCCAGCGGCCCCUCGUGUCGCUGUCCAAGAUAUAUGAUGCUUGUCUGAGUGAUGUCGUGAGUGGGCCCACACCAUUCUCUGGCACACCUAUGCAAGUGCAAUCGCUACUUCGCCAUGCUAUCGCAGAAUGCAUCGCCGAGGGAUUCAUCAACUGUCUUAUCGUCACCAACUCCAAGGAGGCCAAUAUCCAACUUUCGCGAAUCCACGAGCACAUUUUCGCGCGAGACCCGACCGUUGCCGCGGUGUGGCGUCGUCAGACAUUCUCCGCCGCCGUCGAGACGUGCUCUCCAGACAUAUCAUUGGGCAUCUUCUCUGAGCACAUCCCCAAAAUCACAGACUUGCUUGGUUUGCCUGCAUCGUCAGUGGUGGACUCUGCUUUCAAUCUCUCGCGUACCCUCCAUGGCGGCGGCGGCUCCGGCGACGCGUUUUACAGGGCGUUUGUUCCCGAGGUUGGCAGUGCCAUGUAUGCAAGCCAGAUCGAAUUGGUGAAAAGGUGUUUGAGGAAUGAGAACGGUGAGACAGACCGCGUGGGGUGUGCAAUGUUUCCGGGAAUUGUCAAGGUUGGAUUGGAUGGUGCAAAUGUAGUUGUGAGACGAGCACAAGUGAUUUGUGAAUGUGCUCUUAGUGGAUAG
Messenger RNA from Mycena indigotica, 1017 nucleotides. RefSeq lists its product as uncharacterized. Lineage: Eukaryota; Fungi; Basidiomycota; Agaricomycetes; Agaricales; Mycenaceae. The transcript is spliced from 5 exons. The record is from RefSeq and is a predicted model, not a curated record. The coding region runs from base 1 to 1017 and encodes 338 amino acids.